GCAGCAUCCAUCUUCAAGCUAACACAUUCAUUCAUCCACCAGUACUACUCACCACCCCACAAUAUUACUUGGAGAUCGAUGGAGGCCUGGUUGAUCAUUCUCGUAUCUCUCUCUGCAUGUUUUUUCAUAAAACUCCUCUCCAGUCUUCUCUUCUCCUCCAAAAAGAAUGAAUCAAAAGGCCACCUCUUCCCACCAGGACCCCCGCCUCUUCCCAUCAUAGGACACCUUCAUUUACUUCCCAAAUCAACCAUUGAGCUUCGAUCCCUCCUCUCUAACCUCUCCCAAAAGUAUGGCCCUGUUCUCACCCUACUCGUCGGCUCUAAACCCCUUGUUUUCAUCACCUCCUACCCCAUCGCCCACAAAGCCCUUGUUAAAAACAGUGCCAUCUUUGCAAAUCGUCCACCAGUUGUCCCUGUCAGCUAUGUUCUCAGUAACAAGCACAAAGAUAUUGGGGGAUCCCCCUAUGGCGUUACUUGGCGUGUCCUUCGUCGUAACCUCGUGUCUGAAGCUCUCCACCCUGCUGGGUUGAAAUCUUACUCUUUCGCCCGCAAGCGAUCCAUGGAAACAAUGAUUAAUAGCUUCAAGCAGCAAUCUUCCAAGCAAGAGGGCGAGGCCGGCGCCGUACGUCUCUUUGAGCAUCUCCACCAAGCCGUGUUUUCCUUGUUCAUUCUCAUGACUUACGGAGACAUCGGCGAGGAUGCAAUUCGAGAAGUCGAACACAUACAAUAUACAUUUCUUGUCAGUUACGCUAAGUUCAGCGUUUUCGCUAACUGGCCGAGAUUGGGGAAGCUUGUGUAUAGAAAGCGUUGGCAAAAGUACACAGAAUUUUUAAGGCGUCAAUACGACAUCCUUAUGCCUCAUAUUAGAGCCCGACAGAAGUUGAAGCAAGAGAAGAAGGCCGGCAAAGAGGUAGUCGACUUGGUAACAUACACAGAUACCUUACUGGAUCUGGAAAUUUCCGAGGGGGCCGGAAAGCUUGAGGAGGCCGAUGUACUGAGUUUGAGCUCGGAAUUUAUCAACGCAGGCGCUGACACAACCGCAACGAUGUUCCAGUGGGUCAUGGCAUAUUUAGUAAAGUAUCCACGUGUUCAAGCCAAGCUUUUUGCUGAAAUCAGUCGAGUUGUGGAACAAGGAGCGGAAGAGGUUAAGGAGGAGGAUUUGCAAAGAAUUCCAUAUUUGAAAGCGGUGAUCCUAGAAUGUCUCAGAAUUCACCCUCCAAAUACCUCCUUGGUUCCACACACAAACACAGAAGAUAUGGAAAUAAGUGGGUACAAUAUCCCAAAAAAUACAACGGUGCUCAUCGGGACUGCAAUAAUAGGGCGGGAUCCAACAGUGUGGGAGAAUCCAAUGGAGUUUAGGCCUGAAAGGAUGAUGACUAGUACUAGUAAUGAUAAUGGUACCGGUGGAGAAGAAGUGGGUGAUGUGACGUCGUUUAAGAUGUUGCCAUUCGGUGCUGGAAGGAGGAUGUGUCCCGGUUACAAAUAUGGGUCGCUAAUUCUUGAGUACUUUGUUGCAAAUUUGGUAUGGAAUUUCGAGUGGAAGGCAGUGGAUGAUGUUGAUCUCUCGGAGAAGGAGGAGUUCUUGGUUGUUAUGAAGAAUCCAGUGCGGGCCCAGGUUAUCCCAAGAAGAGUCAAAUAGAUGAUCAUAGUACAUAGUUUUCAAUGCAUGAUGAAUAAAGACGACCACCUUAUCGAUUCAUCAUAGUUUCAUAGAUGACAAUGACAUGCUACGUAUGUACGCAAGUUGUUUGAUUUAAUUUACCAAUCUUUCAUUGGAUUGUAUUACUUCUUUGUCAACAAUUGGAUUGUAUUACAAUAAAGGAUCAAUUGACUCACCAACAUUAUGCUUGUAGGAUGAGUCAGUACUUGAUCAUGAGAUAUCUAGAUCGAGUUGUACAUGUUUUCUAUAAAAUUGCCAAUGUUGAAUUUUCCAUGGAGAUAUUUUUUGUAGUCGGUUUCUACAAAUUUUCCGUA
Alnus glutinosa is the source of this 1973-nucleotide messenger RNA. Its product is annotated as cytochrome P450 89A2-like. Lineage: Eukaryota; Viridiplantae; Streptophyta; Magnoliopsida; Fagales; Betulaceae. Gene Ontology annotation, molecular function: oxidoreductase activity, acting on paired donors, with incorporation or reduction of molecular oxygen, NAD(P)H as one donor, and incorporation of one atom of oxygen; heme binding; iron ion binding. Gene Ontology annotation, cellular component: membrane. The record is from RefSeq and is a predicted model, not a curated record. The coding region runs from base 79 to 1638 and encodes 519 amino acids. The transcript has a single exon.